AUGCCUCCCAAGGGCCCCAAACCUACCAGCGACGAGCUUUUAGCUCAGUUUGAUGACCUCGGUCUCAAUGAGUCGGGCAGCAAACCCUCCAAACCCAUAGCUGCUUCUGAGGCUGCUCCGGGCGGACAGGAGGACAUUCUGGCCGAGCUGGAUCAUCUAGCCACACAACGUCCAGCCAGUGGACCAGGUACUCCACGUCUAUCUUCCGAUAAGCCUAGAACAUCCACACGGUCUCCCCGACCAAGCACCACCACCGAUCGACCGACCGAGGACAAGGCGCCGGUCCGCCAGUCUGAGGAGACAACCCGGUCUUCGCGCGCAGAAGUCAAGCCCGAGCAGCCUAAGCCUGAGCCUCAAAGUGUCCCUGCACAGCAACCAUCUGAGGAAGGCGGCGGCUGGUGGGGUGGAUGGUCGGGAGGACUUUUUGCAACUGCCACUGCGGCUAUGAAGCAGGCCGAGGCGGCAGUGAAGGAAAUCCAGAACAAUGAGGAGGCACAGAAAUGGGCCCAGCAAGUCAAGGGCAAUGUUGGAGCCCUCCGGGAUCUUGGUGGCGAGCUUCGCGAUAGGGCAAUCCCGACAUUUACCAACCUCAUCCACACUCUUGCACCUCCUAUUUCUUCGCAUGAACGUCUUCAAAUUCAUGUGACUCACGAUAUGUCCGGCUACCCGGGCAUCGACCCGCUGGUCUAUGCGGUAUUCUCGCGAGUGAUGUCCCAGGUUGAGGGUGGUGACCUGCUAGUGAUCCAGCGGGGCCAGGAAUCAUCACCAAAGCGUGGGAUUGAUGUCACCGGAUAUAUGACUAGUGCCGGACGGAAUGACGGGCCCUGGUGGCGGACAGUCACACCUGGACAACCGCGGAGCAUCUCCGCCGUGCGGGGUACCGUGGAAGGCUCGAAGCUGGCUCGUGCUAGUGCGGAGUCUUAUGCUACCGAGUACUUCUCAUCUCGAGGAGGAGUCGAAGAAGCGGCGAAGCAUGCUUCUGAGGUUCUGAAUGAAUCGAAUCCAGUCCGCAGCAGCGAUAUCUUCUUGGCUAUCCAAGCUAUCAGCCAGACUACUUCUAAGGACCUUUUCCAGGCUGGUGCGACAGGCGAGAAGGCUGCUGAUGGUGCAGUGGAUCCUGAUACCGAAGAAGAGGAGAUCUCAUUUGCUCUUUACCUUCACGACCCCAUCCAUGGCAUUGCGUUCCAUGCUAUUUCCCAAAGCAUCCCACAAACAUGGAUUGAAUGGCUCGAUGCCUCGGUUCCCGCUCCUGAGAACCCCGACGAUGAGGAUGCGCAUGUCCAGCGCAUUGUGGUUCCUGAAGCUAUCGCCGAGAUCAUCGAGAGUGGCGGCGUUGAUCCUCGCGAAUGGGUUUCAGAGUGGAUUGAGGAGACCCUUUCGCUCGCUGCUGGUGUCAUUGCGCAGCGAUAUGUGGCCCGCCGAAUGGGCGUCGGUGAGGGUGGUGUUGGCAAGGGCAAGAUGCGAGCCGAGCAGGCCUCGACUGUGGAUAGCGGCGCAGGAGAAGCUGCACGCGCUCUUUAA
Molecule: messenger RNA, 1521 nt
Organism: Penicillium paradoxum
Lineage: Eukaryota; Fungi; Ascomycota; Eurotiomycetes; Eurotiales; Aspergillaceae
Product: DUF5427 domain-containing protein MTC1
Exons: 2
Coding region: 1-1521 (506 amino acids)
Source: RefSeq, a predicted model, not a curated record